GGGCAGCCCCGGCGCACAGCCGCGGCCGGGGCGCGCGGCGCGGGGCGGAAAAGCCUGUUUACACAGCCUGCACACCGCCUGGGGAAUAAUGCAGGAAAGGAAGUGAGCCGGCUCGGCCUGACUGCUCCAACUUCCUGCUCUCACACACACCAGAGGAGGGGGGGGGGGUGAAAAAAAGAGGAGCGAGAGAAAGAAAAAAAAAGGGGGAAAAAUCAGGAUCUCAUUACAAGAGCAACAGAGCGUCUGCAGACGCCUGUCAGCAUGGCAAGUCGGGGGCUUUCGCCCGGGUCCUCCUAGACCUUGCCCCGAAGACGGCUCCUGAAGGCUCCCCCGCGUCUGGGCAUGGAGAGUGCAAUCACCCUGUGGCAGUUCCUGUUGCAGUUGCUCUUGGACCACAAACAUGAGCACCUGAUCUGCUGGACAUCCAACGAUGGUGAAUUCAAGCUCCUCAAAGCCGAAGAAGUGGCCAAGCUGUGGGGACUCCGGAAAAACAAAACAAACAUGAACUACGACAAGCUGAGCAGGGCCCUGCGCUACUAUUACGACAAGAACAUCAUCAAGAAGGUGAUCGGGCAGAAGUUCGUGUACAAGUUCGUCUCCUUCCCGGAGAUCCUCAAGAUGGAUCCGCAUUCCGUGGAGAUCAGCCGCGACGGCCUCCUGCUGCAGGACAGCGACUGUAAGGGCCCCGUGCACGGCCGCGAGGCCCACAAGCACAGCCUGGCCGCGCUCAAGGGCGCCGGCCGCAGCGAGUACAUCCACUCCGGCCUCUACUCCUCCUUCACCAUCAACUCCCUGCAGAACGCGCCCGAGGCCUUCAAGGCCAUCAAGACGGAGAAGCUGGAGGAGCCGCCCGAAGACAGCCCCCCCGUGGAAGAGGUCCGGACUGUGAUCAGGUUUGUGACCAAUAAAACCGACAAGCACAGCACCCGGCCCGUCGUGUCCCUGCCCUCGACGUCCGAGGCUGCGGCCGCCUCCGCCUUCCUGGCCUCGUCGGUCUCCGCCAAGAUCUCCUCUCUGAUGCUGCCCAACGCCGCCAGCGUUUCGUCCACCUCGCCCUCCUCCUCGUCUCGGUCCCCCUCCCUGUCCCCCACCUCGCCCCUCCCCUCUGAACACAGAAGCCUCUUCCUGGAGGCGGCCUGCCAUGACUCGGAUUCCCUGGAGCCCUUGAACCUGUCGUCGGGCUCCAAGACCAAGUCUCCGUCUCUUCCCCCAAAGGCCAAAAAGCCCAAAGGCUUGGAGAUCUCCGCGCCCCCGCUGGUGCUUUCCGGCAGCGACAUCGGCUCCAUCGCCCUCAACAGCCCAGCGCUCCCGUCGGGAUCCCUCACCCCAGCCUUCUUCACCGCGCAGACACCAAAUGGAUUGCUUCUGACCCCAAGUCCACUGCUGUCCAGCAUACAUUUCUGGAGCAGCCUUAGUCCAGUUGCUCCAUUGAGUCCUGCCCGGCUGCAGGGGCCAAACACGCUGUUCCAGUUCCCCACACUGCUUAACGGCCACAUGCCAGUGCCAAUCCCCAGUCUGGACAGAGCUGCUUCUCCAGUAUUGCUUUCUUCCAACUCCCAGAAAUCCUGAUGACAUCUGGCCGAAAUUAAGGACUCAUUAACAGAUGAAACAGAUCUGUCCCAUGGGCUAGUGUACCUGUGUCGUAAGAAGGACAUCGUGAAACCCCCUGUUAAUUUGGUUUGCACUUUUCAUAACAUGGAUAGUCUAGAUUUAUGUUAGCAUUUUAAAAACUGUUUUUAUAUAUAUUCAAGUAUAUAUGAAAAUCUGUUUUGCAUUAAGUGAAUUUUAAUGUCUGUUUUUAUAUCCUCGUAGCUCUUAAGUGUUGAACACUGUUGACAGUGAAGAACUUUUCUUAAUGGUUUUCAGUAUAACUAAUAAGGAUGUGAAGCUUUUUUCCUUAAUUCUGCAUAUGUUGAACUGUGCUUAUAACACCUAUAACCAGCUGUGCCUUCUUUUGCAUUUAGUUUAUGUAAAUGAUUUAUAUAUUUUUUAGUAUUAAGAAAAAUGAAAGACAAAAAUUAGUAACAAACAGCUCUCUAGUAGAAUUUCAUUGUUUUUCACAAAUAAGCAAUGUGAAAGCAUAAUCAUAUCACUUUUUUUUGCUUUCAAUUGUUAAGAAUUGCCUUAGAACAUUUUUGAACUGAAACUCAGUAAAUGUAGUGUCCAAGUAACAUUUUUAUAAGAAUAAACCAAGCCAUAUUUAGACAAUAAAAAUUCGUAAGAGAAAAUGCUCUAAAGUACAUUUUUAAAGAAAUGAACUUAGAUGCCACUGAAACAAAAAUCAGAGAAGAGUUACAUCAAAUUCAUAGUAUCUUGGGCCCCUAGGGUAUUCCCUGUUAGCGUAUUCUUAUUUUAAAAACGAGCCCUGGUUCUCUCCAUUUUCCACAGAGUCACAUCAUCUGAUAUAUUUACUGUGUUAGAGCUCCCAGACUACAGAUGAAUCCAAACAACAGUUUUGUUACAUCAUGUAUUGUCACGAUUUUCAUGCAUCAGUAACCUCCUUACAACAAACAAAACGAAGUACUGAAGCUCUGACUUGUGGAAAUUCAGAGGGAGGAUACACUACUCAAUGAAUUACUAAAUUUAUGCUGAGAAUAAAGGAAAUCUAAAAAAUAUUCUGAAGGAACUUAUUGUGGAACUGAACUGAUAAAAGAAUUACAGUAUUCCAAACUGUUGUGUGCUGUGGUUUACAGCAGUGAUAAUUUUUGUUGUUGUUGUUCCUUCAGAAAAUCAGCAGGCAUUGCACCUGUAUAGAAGUAGCAAAGUUAAUUGUGACCAUUAACUACACGUAAUAGGGAUCGGUUUGAAAUGAACCAAAUAACUGAUGCAAGCCAGGUAUUAAAUUACAGGGAUUAUUAGAAAGAUUAGAGAAAACACAUGCCUCCUUGAUUAUGAAGUAACAGGAGUGCAUCCAAAAUCCACAUAGACAAUACUGUCACCCUCUUACAGGCUAAAGAUGAUUCUGCAGUAAUACAAUAAAGGGAGGUGUUUCAGGGAACUGGUGGUUACAGUAGAAUGCAGAAUGUUCAGAGUUAGGAGGGGCCUUCAAGAAUGCCUCCCACCAGUUUCCAGGUCAGGACAGGUGCACAGGAGAAGCUGGGGGUUGCCUGAGGCCACAAAGCUCUGAAGACAGAACAGUGAGUGUGUUCAGUCUGAUUGUCCCCAGUGCCUUGCUAUAAGUAAUCAUUGGCCCAAACUAUGUUAGGUAAGAAAAAGAUAAAUUGUUUUGCGAGGUAAGAUUAGUCUUUCUAAAAUGUAAGAAUCUUAGAAAAUUAACUAAUGUGCAAAAAAUAUAGAUAUAUCUGUAUCUUUAGAAUUUUAAGAUGUAAAAGCUGACUGGAAAUUUGGUCCAAAGGAAUAUAAAUUGAUUUUAUUCAAAUACUGUGAUGAACACGUGCUCUAAUUUUUAUUAUAGAUGAAAAAAUACAAUUUUUGGUGGGUCAGGAUACUCACUGUAGCAGACAAGGUAUUGAAGUGUCUCUUAAGCUCUGCCUCAUUCUGUGUGUGUGUGUGUUUUAAAUAUGUAUUUUAGCCAGAAAAUAGGUUUCAAAGAACAUUAGAUACCCCACUCCCUUUUAUAUGUGUCUGCUUGAUCAAUGUUAAACUACUGUGGCUUAAGUUUUCUGGAACCACAAGUAUAUAACCUGAACAUUGGUCUCUUUGUACACAUCUUUUCUAUGACUUGAAAUCUUCAUUCACUUUCAUAUAUGUAUCAUUUUUAUUAUUAUACUAUUUUUGUUCAAUAAAUACUUUGUGAUAAAAGA
Molecule: messenger RNA, 3764 nt
Organism: Lepus europaeus (European hare)
Lineage: Eukaryota; Metazoa; Chordata; Mammalia; Lagomorpha; Leporidae
Gene: ELK3
Product: ETS transcription factor ELK3
Exons: 5
Coding region: 343-1569 (408 amino acids)
Biological process (GO): cell differentiation; regulation of transcription by RNA polymerase II
Cellular component (GO): nucleus
Molecular function (GO): DNA-binding transcription factor activity, RNA polymerase II-specific; sequence-specific DNA binding
Source: RefSeq, a predicted model, not a curated record